GGAGCUGAUCUUCCUGAUACGGGGAAAGGUUUAAGACCCGAUUCCCGCCGGCCCACAGAGCACCCAGAGGAAGAGAAGGUGUUACGGAUUCGGUGCGGAGAAAGAAGCAGACCUUUGGACAUCCCACCAUGAAGCACCCAAUGCCGACGAUCCUUCUCACGGCCUUCGUGAUCUCCCUCCACUGCGGCUGCCUCCGGGCCCUGCCUUGCCCUCCGAUGCCAGAUCUGAAAAACAUCACGGAGUUCAUCUGCUCCUCUCCGACCCUGAGCGAGUUCCCGUCCGGGUUCCCCAAACAAACCAGGCUCAUUACCGUGGAGUUCACCAACGUCUCCAUCAUCGGGGUGGACUCCCUCCGGGCGCUUCCCGACCUCCAGGAACUCCAUCUGUCCAACAACAAGCUGAAGACGCUCCCGAACAGCCUCUUCCGUUAUCUGCCGAAGCUGCAGGCCGUGGACCUCUCCAACAACCUUCUCCGAGAUCUACCGCCGGGCAUCUUCCGCAACAACACCGCCUUGAAGCACGUGGCUCUGAAGGGCAACCGGCUGGCUGUCCUCCGCUCCGUGUGGUUCGAAACCCUCCGCCAGCUUCAGUUCCUGGACCUCUCCGAGAACCUCCUGGCAGAAUUGCCCCCGUUCUGCUUCGACACCCUGGGGAACUUGACCAGUCUCGACCUCUCCUACAACCGCCUCCAGGAGCUCUCCCCGAGGAUUUUUGCUGGCCUGGCCUCCCUGACCGGCUUGAACCUCGAAGGCAACCACAUCCAGACCGUUCAGGAGAAGACCUUCCGGGCCGUUCCCAACCUCCAGUUCGUCUUCCUGCAGAACAACAGCUUGGCCAACCUCCCGGCCAAGAUUUUUCAGUCCUUGGACUUCUUAGAGAUGCUCGACCUCUCCCAGAACCGGCUCACCUCCCUCGACCCAGAAUUCUCGGACCAAGUCACCGAAAUGAGCCUCGAUCUCUCGGAGAACCUGUGGGUCUGUGACUGUCGCAUGAAGGCCCUCCUGGAUUGGGUGAAGUCCCGUUCCAUCAACCUCCUCUCCAGGAAGAGCACGAUCUGCGCCUCCCCAAAUAAACUGAAAGGCCGGGAGAUUGCUUCUCUCAAACCGGACGACUUCGGUUCCUGCUAAAUCAUCAAGAGGCACAUUGCGGUAAUGUAGGACCCCUGUAUCCGCAGGAUCAGUAUCCACUAAUUUGCUUACACCCCCCAAUCUAAAAUUAUUAAAAGAAAAAUCCUAGAAAUAUAGAUUCCUAAAGAUGAAUUUACCAUAGUGAGCGCCAGAGACCGUGCUCUGUUUACGAUUCACUAUUAUAGUUGUGUUUGCUAUUAUCCACAUUUUUGAGCAUCCGCGGGGGCAUUUGGAAUGGAUCCCCCGCCGAUACAGGGGUCUUACUGUCGUUCUCCACCUCAGCGUCUCAAGCCUGUUUGGCGUCCACAGAAUGGACGUUUUUCAAGAUGGUCCAUCUUUUAUUUUCAUUCCUGCUUGGGUAAGCGGACGCUUAAAAUCAAUGUAUCGACAGCUUACACUGUAUUUUUCAAGUUUGUCAGACUUUGGCAGCUCUGUAUCUGUUUCAUGAAGUUGUAUCCUAUAGUAUUAAGUCCUUUAAGUCUGCAUUUCUCGAGACGGCUUCGUUUCAUUAUUAAGGUUGCGUGUAUGGUUCGUUUUGCUUUUUUUAAAAAGAGAAAAUAUUGUUGCUUAUAAUCUUGCUUGCCUAUUCAAUAAAAAAAGGAGGGAAAAAAAGAUAAUUCUUUUGGAGAUUUUGUCGGCCUCUGUGGCAAAAAGAAAAAUGAUCGCUCCACUGGAGAGAUCAAACAGAUCGCGCUGUAUACAAAACCCUGCAUAGCGGUUGUUAAGUGUGAUGCUCCUCACAGCCUGGAUGGCUGAGGGCCAUUAUAAAAAAAAAUAUAUAAUACUUUGAAGGCUUUGUGUGUGAGUUGUCUAAACACACGAUAACAUCACAGCCAUGCCGAAGGCUAGGUUUCUUGAUGGCUGUCCUAGAUCUCAAAAACCUGUUUCUCCUUGUGUUUUCACCGAACAUUUAAAUGCGAACCAAUUGGCCUUCUGCAUGCAAAAUGGAAGUUCGGACACCAACCCACAGCCCAGCCCAUCCAUAAAGAUUUGAGGGUUGAUGUCCGUCUUCAUCCGGGUCUCCAGACCAGGAUGAUCUGGUUUGGUCAUCCCCCGUCCCCCCCCCCCCGCUCAACAUUUCCAGAUAACCACUUUCAGUCCCCUUCAGGUCCUCGUUAAACAAUUAAUUAGGGGCGGUAUGACUCAAAAGCGUGGGUGUGUCGUCCAGCUGGAUGGCUGGGUAGAUGGAUGGCUGUUUUAUGGUCCCUAGAGGCCAGGCUAAGCGUGAUGGACCAGUUCCUGGUUUCCCCAGCUUGAAAAAGGACCAUUUCUAGGUCAAUAUUGUUCAUCCCAAAAGAUCCAUAAAUCGUUAUAUUCCAUCUCCGAGCACCCAGCUGGAGGCAGAUGGGAGAUGUAAUCCAAGGACAUUUCGAAAGUUGCAGGUUGGGUCUACACCCAACAGGCAGGAGCCCUGAGUGGAUUCAAGCAGGAGCCAUUUCCAGUCAUAUCUGGGGAUAUCAUAAUUUGAACCCAGAACAUCCUGUAGGAAAAACCAGGGGCUUAGAAGUCUAACUACUAAGAUAAAACCAUGACUGUGCCUACAAAUACACAAUUAAAGCAGAUUCAAUACUAUUUUAAUUGUGCUUACCAUUUCACAAAACAAGGGACGGAGAGUGUUUCAGGAGAAUCAGAUGCUUCCAGCAUUUAAGGAAGUCCUUCCCUUCACGAUGAGCUGUCUAUAAUGUAUCCUUAGACCCUCCAUGACUCUGUUCUGGAUACAAACAGCCAAAUGUUCUUUGCAGAUGAAGCAAAAUUAACUACCUACUAAUUGCUAUUGGAAUAGGUAGGGGGUUGAUGCUUGGCUUCAUUUCUUUGCUUCUUUUCCUCGCUUCUCCUCCUACCGCCUUCCGGCUCUUAAUUGGUAAGAAAACGCAUCACGUCCCUCGUUUCUGACCAGCCCCAGAAAUUUAUGGCAGAGUUGCGCUCCCGUAGAAGUUUUAAAUUAAACCCAAUUGCUUAAGGAUGCCGGGCCAUUUCGUGUGAUUUAAUACAGCAAUAAAACCAAUGUGCAAAGCC
Pogona vitticeps (central bearded dragon) is the source of this 3143-nucleotide messenger RNA. Lineage: Eukaryota; Metazoa; Chordata; Lepidosauria; Squamata; Agamidae. The record is from RefSeq and is a predicted model, not a curated record.